CCCCCCCCCUCCCUCUCCCCUCAGAGCGCUCCGCGAAAGGAGGGGGCAGUGGCCCCGGGUUCGCGCCCCCUCCCAGCCGGGAGAAGCGGCUUUUCCUCGGGACGGUAGUGUAAGGUUUUCCUCUACCUCGCUGAGGACGGUGAAGUCAUCCCCGGAGCCUCCGUGACCCGUGCCUAACAGCCUGGAUAUGAUGCCAAAAGAUCUCCAAAGUAUUUUAUAGUUUGACCCAAUGAUUCUUCUGGAUCUAUAUUUCUCUCUUCAAGAAUAAGUGCAAAGACCAAAUCCUACUUAACUACCAGAUAUUUUUUAUUGCAAGAUCAUGGACCAUAUUACUAGGGAGAAAGAUGAAAGGCGAACAGGGAAAGCAAAUCCAGGAAGAAGCACACACAGUUCUCGAGCAUCGAGUUCCACUUCGGCGGCUGGAGUUCUCAUGGUUGGGCCCAAUUUUAGGGUUGGCAAGAAGAUCGGCUGUGGCAAUUUUGGGGAGCUCAGGCUAGGCAAAAAUCUUUACACAAAUGAAUAUGUAGCAAUCAAGCUGGAACCAUUAAAAUCUCGUGCCCCACAACUGCACUUAGAGUAUAGAUUUUACAAACACCUCGGCAGCUCAGUUGAAGGCUUCCCACAGGUAUAUUAUUAUGGUCCAUGUGGAAAAUACAAUGCCAUGGUACUGGAGCUCCUUGGUCCAAGUUUGGAAGACCUGUUUGACCUCUGUGAUAGAACGUUCACUCUGAAGACUGUCUUAAUGAUAGCAAUUCAGCUGAUUACUCGAAUGGAAUUUGUGCACUCAAAGAAUCUCAUUUAUCGAGAUGUCAAGCCAGAGAAUUUUCUUAUUGGCCGGCAAGGAAAUAAGAAAGAACACGUCAUCCACAUAAUAGACUUUGGAUUGGCCAAGGAGUACAUUGAUCCUGAAACACAAAAACAUAUACCUUACAGAGAACACAAGAGCCUUACUGGAACAGCAAGAUAUAUGUCCAUUAAUACACACCUGGGCAAAGAACAGAGUCGGCGAGAUGACUUGGAGGCUCUUGGACACAUGUUCAUGUAUUUUCUUCGAGGCAGUUUACCAUGGCAAGGCCUUAAGGCUGAUACACUGAAAGAGCGAUACCAGAAGAUUGGGGACACGAAGAGGAAUACUCCAAUUGAUGUUCUCUGUGAGAACUUCCCAGAGGAGAUGGCCGCCUACCUUCGUUACGUCAGACGAUUAGACUUCUUUGAGAGACCCGACUACGAUUACCUACGAACCAUCUUCACAGAGUUAUUUGAAAAGAGAGGAUUCAACUUCGAUUAUGCCUACGACUGGGUUGGCAGACCAAUUCCCACUCCGGUGGGACCCAUGCAUGUAGAAUCGGGACCCUCCGUAAUCAGAGAUCCCCAUAUGCACCGGGAUCGAUCCUCAGUACAGCCUUACCGAAAUCAGCCUGUGUCCGAACGCAGAGGAGAGUGGGAAAUUCCGGCGGUCCGGCAAGCCAAUGCUUUGUUUCUGACCUCUCACUUGGCUACCGAACGGCAUGGGGGAUCUGUCCAGGUGGUAAGCUCAACCAACGGUGAGUUGAACAUUGAAGAGCCAGCAGGAGCACCUUCCAACGUACAACUUGCAGCCCGUACUGAGGUGGAAGUAGUAGAGGAAGCUAAGUGCUGCUGCUUCUAUAAGAGGAAACGAAAGAAGUCUUCUCAGCGCCAGAAAUAACAGGUGUCUCCUGGAAGGCAUUUUUGGGGGUCUUUGGCGUUCCUGCCACGUUCCUGCCACGUCUUAUUGAAUGGGGGCUCCUGUUGGGGGAAGGUCAAGAAACAAGGGACACUUUAAACCAAAAAAAAAAAAAAGAGGGGGAGAGACAGAGAGAAAAGAGAGAGAGGAGGGGGAAAUUCCAAAAUAAACAUUCAGGUGGAUUUCCCUAGAUGGUCUCCCUCGUUCCUCGGUUCCUGAGGCUCCCUUUGGUAGAAUCAGGAGAGCAUCUCCCCCCUCCCUCCCCUCCCCUCCCCUCCCGGCACUGGUUGCCCUUUGAUGGAAGAGGAGGCUGGCUACCUUCCUUCCUUCCUUUUCCGUACAUCCCUUCAGCGAAAUUGGGGGCGGGGGAGGGGGGGCAUUCCUGGCGAAUGUGCUUCAGUUCCUCCUUGCUUUGGGUUCUCCAUGUGCUUCCCCCUCCCCUCCCUUCCCCUCCCCUCUCACAACAGGGGCUGUUGUGAGCCAUAGGGCCAAGUGAAGAACGCCGCUGAAAGAGCCCAAGAUUCUCCUCCCAUCUAAACUGUUGGGUUUCAACUCUCUCCCGGGUAGCCAAAAUGGGAUGUGCAUUGAUGGGUUGCCCAUGGACAGUAUCCAUGGCAGUAAGCCAACGGUCGGAGAAUUGCAAUCUACUCUUCCAGUUGCCUUGAUUUUUCUGGCUUCGGUGAUGUCUCUCUCUCUUUUUUUUUUUCCUUCUUCUUCUUCCCCCAGAAAUGGUUGGAGAAAAGUGUCUGUUCUAAAUGAGCAUAAGUUUGUUGCACUUUUAAUUAUUAUUUUUUAAAAAAUUUUUUAUUGUAACACGAUGGAUGCAUAUUACGCUGUUUGUGUGUGUUCUCUCCUCGUGGUGAAUGAGGCUAGCCCACGUGCUCAGUGUCCCCACUCCUCUUAACACAGGCUGCCCGUCCGUCCCUCUUUAGGGAUUCCACCAGAACUGCUGCCGGGUUCUUAGCGGCCCAACGGUGUUUGUGCCCUGCCGCUUACUUGAAUUUUUUUCCAGCUCCUCUUGGAACACCCCUGCUUGUGGUUUGUCUCCGUGGUGCCUAUCUUGACCGGCUUGAGAUUGAAAAAUCUUUUUUCCGCUGGCAGGAGGAGCCAAGUCAGCUGGACUGAACUUUGGACAAAUGACCAUGGAAUGAAAUGAGGCCCUUUGGCCUUUUUUUAAGCGGAGCAAAGCUCGGCCAGAGAGAGAGGACACUGCCGUUGCCUUACACUUCGUCUCUGGCUUGGAUUUUGCCAAGGUUUUUCAAGUCAAUCUCUACAGACUAGAAGAGGGUGUCAUCUAUGUAGUGCCUGCCGAUUUUUCUGUUUUGUAACCUGGGCCUAAUGUUCAUUAACACGUACCUGGACACGCAACGAGAUUACGUAUCUUUCCCCCAAGCAGACGGGAACUUUGGGUACACUUUGAGAGAGGAAUUGAAGAGGAUCCUUCUUCAAAACCCUUGGAUCCACCUCCUAAAAUCCAUCUGAAAGGCAAUGCGACCCUGUUGAUCCAGAGACUAAUUUUUGGGGACUCCUGGGAAGGAAGAAGCUACUCCCUCCAGGACUGUAGGGGGAGAAACAAGCAAGAGUUCUUCGUUUGCAAAUGAAAGAGCUGCUAGAAGGGAAAAAAGCCACUGGACAGGAUCCCUGCUCAUCUCAAACACUCUCUUCAUGUCUGAUGUAUGUCUUAAUGUUAACAUCUCAGCUUCCCACUUCCCUUUGCAGAGCUGUAGAUUGCUCCUCAUUCACCAAUUAAUGGGCCAGGGCCCAGAUUUUCAGUGAUCUGCGCAUUCAUUCUCUUGAGUUCUGCCUUUCCUCCCAAAAAAUGGGGUGCAACACAUAAACCCAACUCGUCAUCCUCCUCUUUCCUCACGGGCGAAAAGAGUUGAGUGUUUCUCCCUUGGCAGUACAUUCUUCACAAUUAACUUGCUGCCCAUUAAAUACCAAUUGAAAUUAGCUUUUUUUAUUCCACCUCUGCCAAGGGAAUCAGGCUUGCUUUCUGGAGGAGAUAAAAAUAAAAGAGUGCAGGAAGGGAAUUGCAGCUCUUUUAAUUCUCACAGGAGCAAUGUUAACAUUUCUCUUGCCCAUUUUGAAAGUCCUGAAAGUGGAAUAUUUUUACACUGAGCAAGAAAGUCUAGGACUUUCCCUCCUCCCCACUAUUGAGGUACAACUGGAAGCUUGGAAACAGGGAGAGCUAUGUUUUAAACUAAAAACAGCUUUGUUUCUAAAUCCUCAGUACAUCUUGUAUGAAAUAGGGACUAGGGAAACUGACCUGCUCUAGGCUGCUUUUAGGAAUCUCCUUUGAUUAUAAGCUAAUAAUUCAUUUUGCACAGAUCACUGGUCUGCUUCAUGGGGAAAAAAAAUCCAGUUCUCCAUUGCUUCUUUGGAAAUUGUAAUAUCAACACUUGGAUCUCUAGCCUCCCUUUCCCAAUGAGGCAAAACAUGUUGGCUUCCAGUCUCGGAUUAUUUACUUCUGAACAAUGUUGAAAAAAAACCCUACGUGUCUUUCCCAGAGCCAAAUCUAUUUAACGGUGAGGAUUGCUUUGCUUCAGGAGUUCUUGAAUUCCUUACUGGCUUGGCACAGUUUUUUUUCCUGUCAGAACGAAAUAUUUGAUAUCCGUUUAGGAAAGAAAGAUAACGAUAGCCAGUUAUCUAGAAAGAGGGCUUCUCACGUAAUAUGCAUGUUCAUCAAUUGUUGGUUAUUUUGUCCUGAAAAACAACAACAACAACAAAAAGACUCAAUCUUCGCUCGAGCCAAGAAUCUUAUCCUCAGACCUCUCCAUAUCCUUGAAGUUAGCAAAUCUGUUUUAUCGGUGUGAUGGCUCGUUUCUGACUUCCUUUUUUUUUUUUUUAAUAAAUAAGAUCGAAUGGCUAAUCUAGAAGGAAGUCUGCAUUCGCGUUCAAAAAAUGUACAUUACAUCUCACUGAGAAUGACCAGCAUUAGAAAAUUUAAUGGUGGCUUUGAUAACUUCGUUCUCUUUCAGUUAUUACCCUUUGAACAUAACUCAAACAUCCCCCAAACCAGCGAUGGGGUAUGUAUGUGUGUUUCCAGAGAGGUUUGGUCUUCAACAGGGCCUGCCCAGAUGUUCCUAAGCCCAAAAAUCUGGUUCUUCCAUUUCUUUCAUGUACCAUACCUUCUACAAAGGGGUGAGCAAACCGUUACCGCUGCUUCUUGGGUCACAGCAGUCCACAGGUGUGUCUUUCCCAAGAUUUGGUGAGCGGUGACUUUUUUACGAAAGGUGGAGAUACCAGGGAGAACCCCUGGCGUGUAGCUUAAGUGUUGUUGUGUUUUUUUGGGGGGGGGUGAUAAAUGUGCACUGCCAAAUUCGUACUUUCCCGUAAGCGCAAAGCCAUAACCUUUGCUUUCUCUCAAGAUAUUACAAGAAGAGGGACAGAUUUAUGUCUUGUCUGUACUCUUUCUUGGGGGCCUCGAAGGACUGUACCAACUCAUUGCCCAAGAAGGCUGCCAGUUUUAUUAGUUUUUGAGCGUCAGUGACUGAGGAGCGAGAGGCUGGUCACUUCCUGUAGGCCUUGAUGUUGGCGCGGCCGCUAGCAAUGAAAGGACCCAGUGGUAGAUGACGGCCUCCGAGCGGCGCCUGUGUGAUGCGUAUCGCAUAAGUCAUCGGAAACAAACUUGUCUUUCUUCGAACUAAUCUUUUUAUUCGUCCAUGGAAUUGUCUGCGAAGGGUGGAGAAAUGUAAGGAUUUGUACACUGAAGUUAUAGGAAAUUAUAUGAAUUAUACCAAGGGCUGGGAGUCUGCAGACUUGCCAGCUCCCUGAUUUAGCACAGCUGAUGGCAGGGGAUGCUGGGAUUUGUAAUUUGGCUCUUUCAAAAGCCCCCCCUCCCGUUCUCUGCCCCCGAUGGCGUGAUUUUCAGAAAGGGGGGGGAGCCUUUAUUUUGUUCCUGUAUUCGAUACACAGCAAGCCUCAAGUUCAAACGUGGGCAGCAGCCUUUGCUUCCAUUCGCUUUAUUGCCAAAUUUGCGCAGUAAUCCCCGUUAUUUUCUCACCCGAGAGGGAUCCCCAUGCCGAGUCCCAGGAAAAGGACACCCCUUUCUCCCCAAGCUGGGGGGGCCCUGCGUAUUCCCUGCCUCCUGGGAUCAGCUCCGAGCUUAAUAUCCGUCCCCGAAAAACGUUGAGCGGGUGCCAAUCCAACCUAGCCAGGAGUAGGAAGGCUUUUAACCUCUCUCGUUCUUUUCAGACUGUCUCAGGAAUGUAAUCACUCCCACCUCACCCCAAAAAAUAUUCUCCCCCCCCCCGCUAACUGCGUUAUUGCUGUAUGACUUUAGGUGCUACCUUGUGGAAUUUAGAACAGCCGUUGCCUUUUUCCACUUGGGAAGCCCAGUGAGUGGGGGCAAAAGUGGGUUUUGCCACGAUGAGAAGAGAAAGGAAUUAAAGACUUUGGGUGUCUGGACCAGAACCAAAUAUCGCAUCUUCUCCCGGCAGGGAAGUGCAGCCAAGUGGUUUGCUGCUCCCAUUGGAAACCUCGUGAUGUAUAUUUUAUUACAUCUGUUUCUUUCACCUACGUCGGCCGGCCGUUGUGCUUUUAAAUUGUGGGAUUGGGGAUAGCGAACGAGGGCAGCUCUUCUUAACCGUCAAGAAAAAUCAGCUGUGAAAAUCUUUUUAUUUCCUCUCUCUCUCUCUCUCUCUCUCUCUCUCUCUCUCUCUCUCUUUAUUUUUUUUUAAAGUAUUAUGUGCACUGUUCUGAUUCUUGUUAAAAUGUCUUUUGGGUUUUUAUUUUUUAACCGUUUUAUUUGAAACACAGGAUGCAAUGUUUUAAUGUCCUCUCACCAUCCGUGCCCUGCGGUGGCCGCUUGGUGGUAAACAUGAAAUACCCUUUCCAAGAUGAAUGUCACGUUUGAAAUGCAUUUGAAAACAGUUCAACCAGGAUAAGGGCUUAUCUAUGCCAUGCAUGGGGAAAUUCCUUCCCCGAGCACGAGUGGAGUUUUAUCGUGCCAGGAAAUAGGUCUUUGCUACGGAUUUUUCUGGCGCGCCAGUUUGAAUGGGAAAUUGCAAGAAAUGUUGUGUAUCUUGAAUACAUUCUUUCCCCCCCCUCCCGGCACCAUUUUAAUGUAAAAUAAAACAUUGAUUUUGGUCUGUU
This is a messenger RNA of Ahaetulla prasina, 6799 nucleotides long. It is a transcript of the gene CSNK1G1, whose product is annotated as casein kinase 1 gamma 1. Gene Ontology annotation, molecular function: protein serine/threonine kinase activity; ATP binding. Gene Ontology annotation, cellular component: plasma membrane; nucleus; cytoplasm. Gene Ontology annotation, biological process: peptidyl-serine phosphorylation; signal transduction; endocytosis. The record is from RefSeq and is a predicted model, not a curated record. NCBI's taxonomy places the organism in Eukaryota, Metazoa, Chordata, Lepidosauria, Squamata, Colubridae. The transcript has 13 exons. The coding region runs from base 320 to 1687 and encodes 455 amino acids.